AUUCGGGGCCUCGAGCCUGGAGGGAACCUGAGGCGCUCCGAGGGAGACUGAGGUGGUUUCUCUGGGUUGUUAGAGGCUCGAGCCAAGACAUCUGGGUCCCUGUGGGAUAUUGAGGGGCCUGUAGUGGGACCGCGGGGCCCCUGUGAGGUGAGCGGGCACACACUGGGAUACCGCCCUGGGGUGUGAGGAGACCAGAGCGGGGUAUUUGGGUCCUUGUGGACACCCGGAUCCCUGCGGGACACCCAGACCUGGACGCCCCGAGCUUUUACGAGCACCCGCUGCUGUGCCCCCUCCAGCGCCGCCCCUGCCAUGAACUGCCGCGCCGAGGUGCUGGAGGUGUCGGUGGAGGGGCGGCAGGUGGAGGAGGCCAUGCUGGCCGUGCUCCACACCGUCCUGCUGCACCGCAGCACCGGCAAGUUCCACUACAAGAAGGAGGGCACCUACUCCAUCGGCACCGUGGGCACCCAGGACGUGGACUGCGACUUCAUCGACUUUGCCUACGUCCGUGUCUCCUCUGAGGAGCUCGACCGGGCCCUCCGCAAGGCCGUCGGGGAGUUCAAGGACGCGCUGCGUGGUUCCGGCUCCGAUGGGAUGGGGCAAAUCUCCCUGGAGUUCUACCAGAAGAAGAAGUCACGGUGGCCCUUCUCGGACGAGUGCAUCCCCUGGGAGCUCUGGACCAUCAAGGUGAAUGUGGUGAAUCUGGCAAACGAGCAGGAGCGGCAGAUCUGCCGCGAGAAGGUGGGUGAGAAGCUCUGCGAGAAGAUCAUCAACAUCGUGGAGGUGAUGAACCGCCACGAGUACCUGCCCAAGAUGCCCACCCAGUCUGAGGUGGACAAUGUCUUCGACACCAGCCUGAAGGACGUGCAGCCCUACCUGUACAAGAUCUCCUACCAGAUCACGGACUCCCUGGGCACCUCAGUCACCACCACCAUGCGCCGGCUCAUCAAGGACACACUGGCGCUGUAGGGCUGGUGUCACCCAGGCAGGGUCACCAUGGGCAGUGGCACUUCUCUGGGACAGUGACCCUGCUUGGAUCCCCUCCUUCACCUCCAAAAAGCCUCUGGGAGGAGCUGGGCUUGGCCUAGCCUGUAAUUUGGGGGUUGCUGCUCCUUGGUUUAUGCCGUGAGGUUUUGUCCAUCCUGGAGAACUGGCUCGGUGGCUCCGGCCUGGCUGAUGACCGGGGUGAGUCCUCAGGGCAUUGUGGCACCAGCUCAGAGUGGUGCUGGAGCCUGGCAGAGGGUGCUGGGGGUCAGGGUGACACCUGAACCCCACCCCUCUGCAGCACACUUGGUGCCACACAGCCAGUGCUGGCCAUGUCCCUUAUCACCACCUGUCCCCCGGUGUCACCCCUGUCCCUGGGGGGCCAGAGCUGCCCCAAAAAUAAAGUGUUUCUGCUUUCA
Molecule: messenger RNA, 1400 nt
Organism: Corvus hawaiiensis (hawaiian crow)
Lineage: Eukaryota; Metazoa; Chordata; Aves; Passeriformes; Corvidae
Gene: ATG101
Product: autophagy related 101
Exons: 3
Coding region: 310-966 (218 amino acids)
Biological process (GO): autophagy; autophagosome assembly
Cellular component (GO): phagophore assembly site
Source: RefSeq, a predicted model, not a curated record